AUGUCUAAGUUCGCUGUUCUAAUCGCUGCUAUUGCUGCUACUCUAGUCAACGCUCAAAAUGCUGUUGAAGUUGCCGAAAUCCAAGUUUUGGUCAACGACAUCAACUCUAACUUGGCUCAAUACUUGUCUCUAGAAACCAACCCAGACUCCGGUUUCCAAAUUCCAGACAACUUGUUGUCUUUGUACAGAAACGUCGCCACUUACACUGACGACUCUUUCUCUACUUUGUUGAGCGGUGUCAACUUCGAUGAAAUUACCUCCACCAUUGUCGGUUUGCCAUGGUACUCCUCCAGAUUGUUGCCAGCUCUAGAAUCUGCCUCCAGUGCCGCUGCUGGUUCUGGUGACGCUGCCGCUGCCCCAGCUUCCGCUAACGCUUCCUCCGUCUCCGCUGCUGUCACUUCUUUGUCCAGCGCUAUCAACUCCACUUCUUCCGCUUCUGCUUCCGCCACCGGUGCCGUCGUUACCAGCGCUAACCUAACCUCUGUUUCUGCUAACUCUACCCGUUCCGGCAGCAGAUCUGCUACCAGAUCCGCUUCUGCUACUGGUGGUGUUGCUGGUGGUAACCGUACCAACGGUUCUACCAACGGUACCAAGACCUCUUCUACUAAGUCUAAGAACGGUGUCGCUAAGGUUGAAGCUGGUCUAGCUGGUGCUUUGCUAGCCGGUGCUGCCGCUAUGUUGCUAUGA
Nakaseomyces glabratus is the source of this 687-nucleotide messenger RNA. Its product is annotated as SRP1/TIP1 family protein. Gene Ontology annotation, cellular component: fungal-type vacuole; fungal-type cell wall. Gene Ontology annotation, biological process: fungal-type cell wall organization. Gene Ontology annotation, molecular function: structural constituent of cell wall. The record is from RefSeq and is a predicted model, not a curated record. NCBI's taxonomy places the organism in Eukaryota, Fungi, Ascomycota, Saccharomycetes, Saccharomycetales, Saccharomycetaceae.